AUGAAGAGAAAGGCGAGCGACUCUACGGGCGGACAAGCCUCUCGCUCCAAGAGAGCCAAGGCUUCCCCGAAGCCCGAAGAAGCCCAGAAGCGGUUCCGAGACGGCCUGUUUGACAAGAAGAACCUUGACGCCUACCGGACCGAGUACGCAAAGUCGACACCCUACAAGCAUGCAGUCAUACACGAGCUCGUCAACGACAAGCUGCUACGCUCCGUCCGCGAAGAGGUCCGCGCGAAUGUGCAUUUUACGCCCAAGGAGACGGACAUCUAUAAAAUUCACCAGUCCGGCGAUCUCGCCAAUCUCGACGGCCUCGAAGACGAGUCGCUCGCCAAGCUCCCCUCGUUGCUGGCGCUGCGCGACGCCAUCUACUCCGAGUCGUUUCGCGAUUACGUCGCGGGCAUCACCGGAUGCGGCCCCCUGAGCGGUCGCAAGACCGACAUGGCCAUCAACGUCUACACGCCGGGCUGCUACCUGCUCUGCCACGACGACGUCAUCGGCAGCCGCCGCGUCAGCUACAUCCUGUAUCUGACGGACCCGGACACGCCCUGGCAGCCCGAAUGGGGCGGCGCGCUGCGCCUGUUCCCCGUGCAGGAAAAGCAGGGCGACGACGGCAAAGUGGCCAAGACGCCGCUGCCGGACGUGGUCAAGAGCAUCCCGCCCGCCUGGAACCAGCUCAGCUUCUUCGCCGUCCAGCCCGGCGAGAGCUUCCACGACGUCGAGGAGGUGUACCACGCCGAGCCUGAGGAGCAGCUGAAAAAGGACGGCGGCCGCGUGCGCAUGGCCAUCAGCGGCUGGUUUCACAUCCCACAGCCCGGCGAGGAAGGCUUCGUACAGGGUGAGGAGGAAAAGAAUGCCAAAAACAGCAGUCUGAUGCAGCUGCAGGGCAACCCGGCUCAGUACGACACGCCUCAGGCCCGCGUGGUACCCGUAGCGAAGACGGAGAAGGAGGGCGAGACCGAGGAAGAGGAUGAGGACGCGUUUGAUGAAGCUGAUCUCACGUUCCUGCUCCAAUACAUCUCUCCCACGUACCUCACCCCCGACGUCCUUGAGCAAGCUUCCGAUAUCUUCCUCCAGCGCUCCAUCAUUACCCUAGACAACUUUCUCUGCAAAAAGUUUGCGGAGCGCGUGCGCAAGUAUGUCGAGGAGCAGGAGAAGAAGGCUCUGCCCGCGGAGAGCAGCGCCAUUGAAAAGACGACGCCCUGGAAGGUGGCCCGCCCGCCGCACAAGCACCGCUACCUCUACCAGCAGCCCAGCCUGGCCGACGAGGAGCCGCGCACCUCCCAGGACGAGUCACCCAUCACGGAGCUCCUCGACCACGUGCUACCGAGCCGCGCGUUUCGUAACUGGCUCGCGGUGGCGGCCCACUGCGACGUCCUCAGCCACGACAUCAUCGCGCGCCGCUUCCGCCGCGGACAAGACUAUACGCUGGCGACGAACCAUGAAGGCGCCGCGCGGCUUGAGCUGAACCUGUCCAUCACGCCCACCGCUGGCUGGGGCGAGGACGACGACGGCGAGGACGGGGAGGAGGCGGAGGAAGAAGCGGCCAAGUCUAAAGGCAAGGGCAAGGGCAAGGACAAGGCGGCGGCCGAGACCAAGGGCAAAGAAAAAGUCAAGGCAAAGGCUGCGGAAGAAGACGAUGCCAAAGAGGUCGAGGAUGUUGGUGGUCAGGAAGUGUACAUGGCUGACGACGACGACGACGAGCAAGAAGACGCCGCCGUAUACAAGGCCAGCAGCGACGAGGACAACAACAUCUUGUUCCACCAAACCCCCUCGUGGAAUAAGCUGAGCCUGGUCCUGCGCGACCGCGGCACGCUCAAGUUUACAAAGUACGUCAGCCGCAAGGCGCAGGGCGACCGCUGGGACAUUUGGGGCAUCUUUGACGUUGAUGACGCGGUCGUUGUUGAGACCUCGAGCGCGGAUGAGGCGGGGCCGUCGAAUGGCGGCGAGGUGGCGCUGGGCGAGUCGGACAUGGAGGAGACGUUUAACGGCUUCUCUGAUUCGGGGGAUGACGAGUCGGACUGA
Molecule: messenger RNA, 2022 nt
Organism: Beauveria bassiana ARSEF 2860
Lineage: Eukaryota; Fungi; Ascomycota; Sordariomycetes; Hypocreales; Cordycipitaceae
Product: oxidoreductase, 2OG-Fe(II) oxygenase family protein
Exons: 2
Coding region: 1-2022 (673 amino acids)
Biological process (GO): regulation of translational termination; peptidyl-proline hydroxylation
Cellular component (GO): cytoplasm
Molecular function (GO): peptidyl-proline dioxygenase activity; iron ion binding; L-ascorbic acid binding
Source: RefSeq, a predicted model, not a curated record